Molecule: messenger RNA, 5335 nt
Organism: Peromyscus californicus insignis
Lineage: Eukaryota; Metazoa; Chordata; Mammalia; Rodentia; Cricetidae
Gene: Ap5b1
Product: adaptor related protein complex 5 subunit beta 1
Exons: 5
Coding region: 2594-5230 (878 amino acids)
Biological process (GO): endosomal transport
Cellular component (GO): AP-type membrane coat adaptor complex; lysosomal membrane
Source: RefSeq, a predicted model, not a curated record
CCGAGUGGGUCGGCGGGGCUAGGGCCGAGGGCAGGCGGCAAUGUCUGUGGAGAAAGAGGCUCCGUUCAAGGUUUCACACCCGAGCGCGAAAGUACGGAGUAAGCAGUUUAGGGGGCCGCGGGGACGCAGUAAGGCCCGGGCACGGGGCACUCGGAGCAAGGCCAAGGCCCACGUCCCCAGGCGAUCGCCACCCGAGCCACUCUGCAAGAAGGCGCCAGUGCGAGAGAAAGAGAAGGUGUGGGCGCCCUGGAAUGGGCUCGUCGUGAUUGGAAAGAGAGUGGAACUCUUGGACAGAAACCUGCAAAAGUCUAAACUGUGGGACCCCAAGUUGGAAUCUGAGAACUGGAAGCUGGAAGUUGUGGGGAAGAAGAUCUCGAAAGAGAGAUCGACACAAAGGGUGGACACAAAGCUCCCGAACAAUGUAGGAAGGACAUCACAGGCUCCAGCAAGUUUGGAGGAUGACAGCUCAGAGAUUUGGAGACAGCAGGAGGACAGACCCAAAACUGGAUCUCUAUCUAAGAGUGCAGAGAUGACAGAGUCUGAAGAAAGACUGAAGUCUAAGGACAAGCAGAGGACCAGUGGAGGGGACUUGAGGUCCAGAGGGGAUCAACUGAGGCAGAGUGAGGAGUUGGAGUCAAGUGGAGAGAACUUGAUGUACAAGAGAGAGAAACGGGUGUCCUCGGGAGAGAAGCGGAGGUCUGUUGUAGAGAAAACAGACAGUAGGGAGAAACGGGGUUCCAUCAGAGAGGUGUCGGACAGUGGAGAGAAACGGGGUUCCAUCAGAAAGAAGGCCUCCGACAGUGGAGAGAAACGGGGUUCCAUCAGAGAGGUGUCGGACAGUGGAGAGAAACGGGGUUCCAUCAGAAAGAAGGCCUCCGACAGUGCAGAGAAACGGGGUUCCAUCAGAAAGAAGGCCUCCUACAGUGGAGAGAAACGGGGUUCCAUCAGAGAGGUGUCGGACAGUGGAGAGAAACGGGGUUCCAUUAGAAAGAAGCCCUCCGACAGUGGAGAGAAACGGGGGUCCCUCAGAGAGAAGGUGUCAGACAGUGGAGAGAAACGGGGGUCCCUCAGAGAGAAGGUGUCAGACAGUGGAGAGAAACGGGGGUCCCUCAGAGAGAAGGCCUCCGACAGUGGAGAGAAACGGGGGUCCCUCAGAGAGAAGGCCUCCGACAGUGGAGAGAAACGGGGGUCCCUCAGAGAGAAGGCCUCCGACAGUGGAGAGAAACGGGGGUCCCUCAGAGAGAAGGCCUCCGACAGUGGAGAGAAACGGGGGUCCCUCAGAGAGAAGGCCUCCGACAGUGGAGAGAAACGGGGGUCCCUCAGAGAGAAGGCCUCCGACAGUGGAGAGAGGCGGGGGUCCUCCAAAGAGAAGGUGAGGUCAAGUGAUGAAAAGAGGUUGAGUAGAGAGAAAUUAAGGUCCAGUGGAGAGAAGCUAAGAACUGGUAAAAGUUUGAGAUCCACCGAAGAUAAAGUGGAGUCAAAUAUUGAGAAAGUACAAUCCAGCGAGAUGAAGCUGGAAGAGCAAUCACUAACCGGAAGUGUAAGCGUGGAAGAGCAUUCACUAACAGGAAGUACAACUGAAGAGGCUCCUGAAAGAGUGAUAAAUAUUACUGGUGAUGAAAGUAUGAUGGAAAAUAUGAGUCAGGAAAUGCAAAUUCCUUCUGAAAGUGUAGAAGGGGGAGAUGAAGGAGCAGAGAAAGGGGGGGAAAUUGACAAUGUCGUCUUGGAUGAAAUGGAAGAUACUGCUGAUGAAUCUGUUCCUAUGGAAGAGAAAGACACAACUGGAGACGGCUCCCGGGAAUCAGGUGGAUAAAGAAUUGAAUGUAAAGAAGGAGAUUGGAGAAGUAUUGAAAGUCAAAGAGAAGCUAGAGCAAAGCAAAACUUUGUUGAUCCAGAAAGGGUAAAUAUGAGGGAGGAUUCUGGACCUGAAAGGAGCAUGGGAAUGAGCAGAAUUAUGGGUGUGGAGGCCAAGCUGAUAUCAAUAGAAAGGAAGGGUGGGAAGGAGGAAAAUGGGAACAUUUUAAAGGAGAAAAAAAGAUUGGGAAUGAAUGCUAAGUAGAAGGAAACUGCUUCAAUUUUGAAGAACUGUUGGAGAAAUGAGUCUAGAGUGGGCUGGGUUUGGCAGAUGUACAUGGUCAGGCAUAGGAGAUGUAGGAGGAUGUAAAAAAGCAGAUAAAGGAUGGACACAGAGGGCUGUGGAGAAGCAGCAAACAGGUGAGGUGUCUGAUGCAGACACCACAACCCGAGGGGCUCCUGCAGUGAAGCAGCGGGAAGAGGAGUGACAAUUAAAGUGAAGGAACCGAGAAGCCACUUCCUGCCACGGCAGUUUAGGUUCACUUCAUCCUCACAUCAGAUUUGAAUGCCCAUACUUAAUGUAAAGACCUAUGUCUACCUGAGACCAUCAUUUGAAGAUUCCUCUGGUGACUCUGUGAGCUGAGGUAUUGUCAUCCUUUAAAAGACACUUUCUUGGGCACAAGAUCAAGACAGCAUUUGCCCCUUGUAUGGGAAAUGAACUACACGUCAGGAUAUACAGAUUCUGACCAAAUUAUCAGCUUUCUGUUCUUUGGCUGGAGAACUGAGUGGAUGACUGACCAUGGGGCCCCUGAGUCGUGAAGCCUGGGCCCAGCGCCUGGGGGCUUUCCGAGCCAGCCCAUCCGCCUUCCUGGCAGGUGCCGAAGGUGAGGACUUGGGUCGCGACCUGCUGAGUGACCUAAGGAGUGAAAAGCUAAGCGAGCAGACCAAGGUUUCCUUACUGACACUGAGCUUGGAGUACUCUGACAAACUGUGGCCUGAUGCACCUGCCGCAGAGGCUGCUGCCACCUCCUUGUUGGACACACUUGUCCUCCUGCCCUCAAAACCUUCAGCUCUCCGGAGGCUCCUGCUGUUGGCAGCCACCACAGCCCUGGUGUCGGGAGGUGCUCUGGGACCCACUUCGGGAGCUUCCUGCCGGCUUCUGCCCCUUCUGCUUGGUUUAGCUUCAGGCCGAGACAUGGGACGAAGCUUUGGAACCCCCUCGGAACAGCGCCACCUACAGGCCACAGCGUGUGAAUGCCUGGGAGAGCUUGAGCGCUGUAAGCCAGGGCUGCUGGCUCCCUCCCUGGGGAUGCUGCGUAGCCUCCUAGGGCAAAUGGGUCCCAUCCAGCCUGUCAGCCUGCUGCUGGCCCUUGUUCUGCACAACACCUUGGUGGUACCACCCGGGGCUGGGGCUGGGGCUGGGCUGCAAGGCCUGCUUGUGGCUGGGGUCUCCUCCGUUGGGAGUUGUCCCUGGGACUGGACUCUAGCUGAAGAGCGAGAUGCCCAUCGUCAGCCCCAGGCACCCAGCUGGUCCACAGCUGAGGAGGAGGCCCAUGGCCUUCCAUUGCUAGAGCCCAGCCCUGAGGAGGCCCGAGAGCUGAAGGCUGCAGUGGCCCAGCUUCUGGACACUUCCUACCUGCUCACUCCUGUGGCUCAGGCUCAGCUUCUGUGGCUGCUGGGCUGGGCCCUUCGCGGUCUUCGGGGUCAGCCACCAGUGCUCUUCAAGCCACAGCUAGUUCGGCUGCUGGGCACAGCGCAGCUGACGCUGUUGCACUCAGUUCUGGCUCUCAAGGCAGCCUUUGGUGAGGCCCUGUUCACUGCUCAGGAUGAAGGCCUGCUGCUCCGCAGGCUGGCCUUGGUGGCCCAGCACCCAGCCUUGCCCUCACCCACACACCUCCUUUACCUGCACUGCAUCCUGAGCUUCCCAGAGAAUUGUCCACUGGGUCCGGAAGGGGAAGAGGCUGCCCCGCUGCUGUUGGGUCCCCAGCUGUGCCGGGGCCUCAUGCCCAGUCUCCUGCACGACCCAAUGGUCCUCUUGGCUCGCCUGCAUUUACUGUGCCUGCUCUGUGCUGAUGCCGAGGAAGAGGAGAAUGGCCAGGUUCAGAGCCCACAGCGGUACCUACAGGAGCUUCUGGCAGGCCUGCAGCAGAGGGCAGCCCUCGAUGAUGGUCCCCAGGCCUUGGCCACUCUCUGUUUCCAGGCCUCAUAUCUCAUUGCCAGCUGCCUAGCUGGGCAACCUACAGUACGGACAUCUCUGAUCCAUGGACUGGCCCAGCUCUACCGAGCUCGGCCCUCCCUGGCUCCCCACUUUGUGGAUCUCUUAGAUCAGGUAAGUCCUGAGCUGAGAGAGCCCCUCAGGGCGGUGCUGCAGCAAGAGGUGGUAGCCAGGCCAGGCAAGAACCAAUCACUUCGCUGGCACCUGCGAAUGCUAGCAAAGGUGGCAGAGGGAGAUGCCCAGAGUGCCACCCUCAGCUUUCUACAGGCUGCAGCCAUACACUGCACUGACUGGGGCCUCCAGCAGGCCCUGCUGCGGGUAUGCCGUGCUCUGCUGCGGACAGGUGGGGGAGCUGGCCUGGCAGACUUGCUGCAGGUACUGGCCAGACGGCUCGAGGAUGCUGAUGGACGGGACCAUGCCCGACUGUACUAUAUCCUCUUUAACCAUCUAUCAAGUCCCAAGUUGGGAAUGGCCCUGGGCCCCUCGCUUGCUGCCCCUGCACUGGCCUCAUCACUGGUGGCUGAGAACCAGGGCUUUGCAUCAACGCUCAUGGUGCAGGAGACUCCAGCUCCAAUUCAGUUGAGUGUGGGGCCUCAGAAGGCCAAAGGCCCACUCCUGGUGCUGCAUCUGCAGGUAGAGGCUCUGGAGGUUCCUGUCUACUCUCUGGAGCUGCGCUUCCGUGUGGAAGGACAGCUCUAUGAGCCUUUGGAGGCUGUCCACAUACCCUGCUUGGGUCCGGGACGGCCCACGCACCCUCUGUGCCUGCCCUUGAAGCCCCGAUGCCCAGCCCCUACCCGCCUCCAUGUCCAGGCCCUUUAUACCACAUCUGCUGGCCUCACGUGCCAUGCCCACCUGCCACCCUUGUCUGUGAACUUUGGUGACCUCUUCCUGCCUUUCCCCCAGCUCCCCAAGGGCUCUGAGCGGUGUUUCUUUGAUGAUCUCUGGAACUCCUGCCUGCCAAAGGGUGUCGAAAGUCAUUUGUGGUGUCCACUUGGGCCACAGGGCCUGGACGCCUUGGUGUCCAGACACCUAGAGCCCUUUGUUGUGGUGGCUCAGCCCCCCACCACCUACCUCAUAGCUGUCCGCCUGCCCCCUGACUCCAUGUUGCUGCUGCGGCUGGAGACCGCUCAGGUGGAUGGUGUGCCUGUGGCCCUGAGGACCGAUAACUGGGCCGUGCUGCCCCUGGCGGGGGACUACCUCCGUGGCCUUGCAGCCCGCUGAGUAAAACCAGGUGGGGCAGAACUUGUUGCUCUUAGGGGGUGGUCCAAGGGACUGCCAAAGGAGCACAUUCUUGUAGCUCCUGCCCCAUAAAAUCACAUUCACUGA